GCCCAAAGAAUAGCCCUAACUAUAAAAGGGACUCUCCGUCAAAAACCCUAAUUUUCAUCGUAUUCAUCCACACCGUCUCUGCUCUCCUAGGUGCUGAGCAACUGGUCGCCUGAAAAAUGCCGUUCAAGAGGUACGUGGAGAUUGGAAGAGUAGCCCUCGUCAACUACGGAAAGGAUUAUGGAAAGCUCGUUGUGAUCGUCGAUGUCAUCGAUCAAAACAGGGCUCUUGUUGAUUCUCCUGACAUGGUGAGGGGCCAAAUGAACUUCAAGAGGCUAACACUCACAGAUAUCAAGAUCGACAUCAACAGAGUUCCAAACAAGAAAACUCUCAUUGCUGCUUUGGAGGCUGCAGAUGUUAAGAACAAGUGGGAAAGCAGUUCAUGGGGAAGAAAGCUCAUUGUUCAAAAGAAGAGAGCAUCUCUUAAUGAUUUUGAUAGGUUCAAGAUUAUGUUGGCAAAGAUAAAGAAGGCUGGUGUUGUUAGGCAAGAACUAGCCAAGCUUAAGAAGGAGACUGCAUGAUCUUGUCAUUUGUGCUCAAGAUUUUGCUACAGUUUAUUUGAAUUGUUGUUGAGUUGACCAGUUUUGGAUUCUAGGUGCUUAUGUUUGACCUUUUACAAAUGAUUGUUAGAAACUUUUUCCAAUUCAAUUUUGAACUUCUAUAUUUGCUUCA
Messenger RNA from Lactuca sativa (garden lettuce), 669 nucleotides. RefSeq names its product large ribosomal subunit protein eL14y. Lineage: Eukaryota; Viridiplantae; Streptophyta; Magnoliopsida; Asterales; Asteraceae. Gene Ontology annotation, molecular function: structural constituent of ribosome; RNA binding. Gene Ontology annotation, cellular component: ribosome; cytosolic large ribosomal subunit. Gene Ontology annotation, biological process: translation; ribosomal large subunit biogenesis. The record is from RefSeq and is a predicted model, not a curated record.